Messenger RNA from Penicillium verhagenii, 2421 nucleotides. RefSeq names its product putative GTPase activating protein (Gyp3). The transcript has a single exon. Bases 1 to 2421 code for a protein of 806 amino acids. The record is from RefSeq and is a predicted model, not a curated record. Lineage: Eukaryota; Fungi; Ascomycota; Eurotiomycetes; Eurotiales; Aspergillaceae.
AUGGUCACAGAAAAUGGAAGCUCGAGAUACCCGCCUCCCAUUGAGGAAUCUGAUCUGCGCGGCCGCCGAAAGAUUGCCCAAUCCUCACGUUUAGAUCCUCUGAGGAUUGAUCCACGCGCACCGCGAACCGCCAGAUCGACCCCCAGAUCAUCACCGCGCUCCCCUAACUCAACCUACACCUACGACCCGCGCUCACGUUCUCCCGCUCCCUCUGCAGCUUACACGGUCCCGGAUGACCGACCGUGGCUUCCAAUGUCUCUCCGGGCAGGCUCCCCGCAGGAGAUUCCAGAUGACUGGAGGGCGCAGAGAUCCAUGGAGUACGCUCCUAUACCAUCACCCGACCGACAACCCACAAGAUACUACCCUCGCGAUAACGAACCGGACUGGCCGCCGCCCCCUCGCAAGGCCCCGCCGGCCAGGGGCGGUCUGCGCAUAUCCAUGUCGACAUCCAGAUUGAACGGCAGGCGACCGCGGUUGCAGCAAUCCCCAGACCGACGCCAAGAAGCCAACCCCCAUGGCCUACCACUACCCCGUUUCCCAUCCAAGGGACCUAUGGAUAAUAAUAACACCCUCCGAACCAGCUUCAACUCAGCCAUGACCUCCCGGUCUAGCAUUGAACAACACAGUGGUACGGAGCGCAGCAGUGUUCUCACCAAGAGCAGCUCCAUCACCGACCUGUCCCCAGAUACCCCUGAUGCCCCUUAUGGCAUGGAUGGGGGCAUGAGCGUGGAGGAUGCAAUCUCCAUGUACCUUGACGGCUUCAGCGAUGUCACAGAAGAGCCCGGAUCCCCCAUGUCUCGGUCUGACAGCAAGGCCCCAUCAUUGACACCGCCCCCAUCCCGGGAUACACAUUUAGAUGGAAUCCCGCCCCCGAAGCCAAUUGUUGAGGAUAUUCCUCCCAUUCCACCACUUCCAAUGUCAAGUUUGCCAGAACCGGCGUACCUGGAAUCCAGAACCCAUGACCCGGCAUCCUCUCAACUCUCUGACUCUUUCUUCCCUAAAUCCGAACCCGAACCCACGCCAUUCGAAGAGAUAGAGCAACCGCCUCCCCUCUCAAUGUCCGAACCACUUACACCCCCGGCGUCAGAUCAAUCCUCAACCAUCCAAUCUGUUCACAAACGACAACAAUCAAAAAUAUUUAUCCCCGGCCCGGUCCCUCCACCGCUCAAUUCUGGAAAUGAGACAAGAGACGAUUAUGGGUUUCGGAAAGCAACCCAGUACGUGACUCGGGAGCAGUAUGAGGCCUGGAAUGGCCCAUAUUCAAAUUAUACCGCCCAUCGGAGACAAAAAUGGCAUGCCAUGCUCCAGGAGCAUGGCCUUCCAACUAAAAACCCAAGCACAUUUCCGGCACAAUCGAACAAAGUCAAGCGCUUUGUACGAAAGGGCAUCCCCGCGGAAUAUCGGGGCGCAGCGUGGUUUUGGUAUGCCGGUGGAUGGGAACUAAUGAAUUCCAAUGUUGGUCUGUAUGACCAGCUCGUGAAAGAAGUAAUGGCGUCGCCAAGCAAUGAUGACAAGGAGCACAUUGAGCGUGACCUCCACCGAACAUUCCCUGACAACCUCCAUUUCAAACCUGAGUUUGUUGAUGCCGUUGAGCAGGCUGGAAGUGGAAACCCAACGGAGACGCAAAUGAUACAAUCUCUUCGCCGUGUAUUAUAUGCCUUUGCCCUCCACAAUCCCAAAAUCGGCUAUACCCAAUCACUCAACUUCAUCACCGGCAUGCUUCUUCUGUUUAUGACAGAAGAGAAAGCAUUCUGGAUGCUGCACAUUGUGACAUCACAAUGCUUGCCUGGUACACAUGAGAUCAGUCUGGAAGGUGCGAACAUCGAUCUUUGGAUAUUGAUGGUUUUGCUCCGGGACACGAUGCCGGGCAUCUACGCCAAGAUUUCCAGCAUGGGAGGAAACCCAUCUGGUCGAAAAACCCCCCCACUCAAUGUGCACUCAAGUUUACCAGACAUCACUCUGGGCCUGACUAACUGGCUUAUGUCGGUAUUUAUCGGAACACUCCCUCUAGAAACCACUAUGCGGGUCUGGGAUAUUUUCUUCUAUGAGGGUUCCAAAACAUUCUUUCGUGUUUCGUUGGGAAUUUUCAAAUCAUGCGAGCGGGAUAUCCUGGCGGUGUCCGAUCCCAUGGAGGUAUUCCAAGUGGUGCAAACCGUGCCCAAAAAAAUCCUGGAUGUCAACACUUUGCUGGAUGACUGCUUCUUGCGAAAGCAUCGAGUGGGACAAGGUCGAAUCGAGGAACUGAGAGCUGCGCGCCGCACCGCUGUUCGUCAAGAGAAGAUGCGACGGUCUAUUGCUUUCAGUAAGGGCGAACUCAAGGCAGCCGAUGACAUCCCUGCUCGUCGUCGGAACAACCAACCGAGCAUUGAGCACCGGGUCGUUGACUCCUGGCGCAAUCUGAAGCACCAUGCAUUUCGAUAG